AUGGUUUUAUCAUCGGCACUUCAAGAUGCACGUGAAUGCAUGACAACUGCGAUCCGCAUUAUUAAAGAUCGCCUCUACUUUCUUUCGAUCAACUUCCAACCUGAACCGUCCCCCGGCCUACACUUUUUUUCCAUAGAUGAAGAGCUUAUCUACGAGAACUUCUGUGCAGAUUUUGGCCCUCCAAACCUCGCGCAUGUAUAUAAAUAUUGUCGCAAAUUGAACGAAAGGCUUAAGUCUCCACAUUGGAGUAAUGGAAAAAUAAUUCACUUCACUUCACACAACGCACAAAAGCGAGUUAAUGCUGCAUUUCUAAUGGGCUGUUAUCAGAUAAUCCAUUUGCAUCGUUCGCCAGAAGAGGCGUAUAGACAUCUUUGUUCGAACACUCUGCAUCCAUUCAUACCUUACAGGGAUGCCUCUUUUGGACCUUCCACAUAUCAUUUGCCACUUUUGGCUUGUCUUUGUGCCAUCAGUAAAGCCAUUCAAUAUAAGUUCCUCGAUUUUUUGACCUUCAACGUGGACGAAUACGAACAUUAUGAGAAAGUGGAGAAUGGGGACUUGAACUGGAUCAUACCAAACAAAUUCAUCGCAUUUUCCGGUCCACGUUCCGAAAGCAAAGUGAUAGAUGGUUUGCCUGUGCACAGUCCGGAUGCGUACUUUUCGUAUUUUCGUGCGCACGGUGUGUCUACUGUCAUCCGGCUAAACAAGAAAGUAUACGACGCAAAACGCUUUACGGAUGCUGGUUUCUCACACUUCGAUCUCAUAUUCGCUGAUGGAUGCUACCCAUCCGACUCGAUUAUGCAUCGAUUUCUGCAUAUAUGCGAAGAAGCUCCAGGCGUGAUUGCGGUCCAUUGCAAAGCUGGACUGGGUCGAACGGGCACGCUGAUAAGCUGCUAUCUGAUGAAGCAUUAUCACUUUACUUCUCGCGAGGCAAUUGCUUGGUGUCGCGUUUGUCGUCCCGGUUCUGUUAUCGGACCUCAGCAACACUGGUUGGAUUUGAAACAGUCUGCAUGUUGGUCUAGUGGUGAGCUCUAUCGAGUUGCGCAACGGCAGAAAUUAGAGAGUCAGCUACCUGUAAAGAUGGUACGACAUCUGGAUUUCUCUCUCUGCAGUGCUCCCGCUGCUCUGUCCCGCAGAGCAGAGCGGUCGACUAUAUGUGCGGUCAGCCGGUCCUCUGUAGCUGGUGAUGGGAACAACCUGUCCAUAAGUGAUGGCGCAGUCGAUAAGCGGGACGAAUGUGCUAAUGCGAACGUCGAGGAUUCUUCAUUGGUGUCAAAGUUUUCCAGGCUCCGUGCAAGUGGAUCAAGGAACCUUCAACGUACCGCUGCUGCGUCUGGGGAUUCGGACUCUCGGGAAGGGGAUCAUUCGCAAAGCAGUCCUCUUACUUCGUUCAACACGCGCGAUGCCACGGCAUCCAUCAUUCCGAGUAGCGAUAUCAACUCGGUGGAAUCAACUUCCCCAAUUACUCCGGAUUCACUUACAGAUUUGAAAAGAUCAAAAGAUACACCGAGUGUUUCCAGGGGACCGAGUUUUUCCGUCCCACAUAACUUAAGUUCUACGUCGUUGGAAAGGGAAAGUGUGACAGACGAUCCUGUUUCACUUCAAGCCGGCUGGGCAACGCAAAAUGCCAGGCCCGUGGCGAAGGCAGAAGUCACUCAAGGAGAUCUUUUAAACAGACUCAAAGGACUCCGCCGUCACACACAACUGUCCGGGUCGGAUGUAGAGAACGAGCGUUUUCCACUCAAAACUAUGGUACACGACAACCGCACUUCUUCCGAUGUUUCCGAACUGGGUAGCUCGCGUAUGCCGGUGUCGUGGCGUACCUUGUCCAAUGAAUCGAAUGCGUUUUUGCGUUUGUCGCAGCCGCCUCGCGUCCAUCUGCUCACUGUCGGCAAACCCGCUCGAUCUGUCCAUCGUUCUCUUCCUGGGUCGACAAAAUCCAAAACACUACCAAUGCGAGACUCUCAGAAGAGGGCAGAUGUGACCCAUCGCGAUUCCUCAAUUGGUGAUCGAAGACCGAAUCGCCAUUGUGUUAUUAAAUCCAUCCCACUAGAAGAGGGACGUGUCGAAAUGAAACCCGAUCGGAGCUCAACUGGCAUCUGUCCUGGAAGCCCUCACCCUGUUCCCAUCCCAAGUGCACAGACGACAUGUUUAACCGGCCGUCGUAGAUCAGAAAAAUGUGUCACUUCCUCACAGUCCUUAUCAUCCACUCCCAUUCCCAUCACAAUCUGUCAAGAUACACCCCGCUCUCACACCAAUGCAUUCACUCCAACUACUUCGACGCCAAACUUCAACGUAUUACGCCACUCGGUCGCCCUCGGUACCUUCGAUGACAGGUCGUGUUUGUUUUGGCGAAACGCCCAGCGAAAACAUUCUUCAUCCGUCCGCGGUAACAGCUCCGCCAGCUGGGAGCUGUCUCGCGGCGAUCCCUCAAAAGAGAAACGAAACAGAGGCCAUCAUGGGAUACUUGGAAAGAUGCAGUAG
This is a messenger RNA of Dicrocoelium dendriticum, 2481 nucleotides long. NCBI's taxonomy places the organism in Eukaryota, Metazoa, Platyhelminthes, Trematoda, Plagiorchiida, Dicrocoeliidae. The record is from the annotation of a GenBank genome assembly.